This is a messenger RNA of Dendrobium catenatum, 906 nucleotides long. RefSeq names its product pentatricopeptide repeat-containing protein At1g50270-like. Gene Ontology annotation, molecular function: protein binding; RNA binding. Lineage: Eukaryota; Viridiplantae; Streptophyta; Magnoliopsida; Asparagales; Orchidaceae. Gene Ontology annotation, cellular component: intracellular membrane-bounded organelle. Gene Ontology annotation, biological process: RNA modification. The record is from RefSeq and is a predicted model, not a curated record. Bases 1 to 906 code for a protein of 301 amino acids. The transcript has 2 exons.
AUGAAAGAUUCUCUGCAUGCUUUCGAAGAUAUCUCUGUGCCAGAUCUCAUAUCUUGGAACUCCAUGGUUCAGGCUCACCUUAAUAACGAGGAAUUUGAACAGGCCUUAAUCUUAUUCAUAGAAAUGAAGCAUCUGGGGUUUGUGCCUGACAAAUUCAGCUUCGUUGCAGCUUUGGAAGCAUCUGCUGCACUACCUUGCUGUAAAACAGGAAGGCAAAUCCACUGCAACCUGAUAAAGGCUGGUCUGCUGCCACUAGAUGCCUUUACUGGGAGUUCUCUUAUUGACAUGUAUGCCAAAUCCAUGGCCGUAGAAGAUGCAAAGAAAGUAUUUGACCGUAUAAAUAUUAAGGACUUGAUUACCUGGACCUUGAUAUUUGUUGGGUUCGCUCAAAAUGGAUAUCUGAAUGAAGUUCUUAGAUUCAUCACACUGAUGAAAGAAGAAAGCAAAGAACCAGAUAACUUUACUUUCGCAAGUAUCCUCACAGCCUGCGCAAAUGACACAGCAAUUGAACAAGAAAAGCAGAUCCAUGCACUUAUACUGAAAUCAGAUUUCAUGGUUGAUACAGCUUUAACCAAUGCACUUAUAACGAUGUGCUGCAGAACAGGUAGUAUAAAGGAUGCUAAAAAGGUUUUUUCUGCAAUACAUGAGAAGAAUGUAGUCUCUUGGAUAUCAAUGAUCAGUGGGUAUACACAAUGUGGAUACUGUAAAGAGGCUCUCAAUCUUUUUGAUCAAAUGGAAUCUGAAGGAACCAUUCCAAAUGCUAAAACCUUCAUUGCCUUAUUGACAGCCUGCAACCAUGGAGGUUUGAGCAAUGAUGCUAUCAUGUAUUUUGAGAUAAUGCAAUUGAGACAUGGGAUCAAACCUUCUUUUGAUCAUUUUGCGUGUAUGGUGGAUAUCUUGGGAUGA